Microbotryum saponariae is the source of this 548-nucleotide messenger RNA. The record is from the annotation of a GenBank genome assembly. NCBI's taxonomy places the organism in Eukaryota, Fungi, Basidiomycota, Microbotryomycetes, Microbotryales, Microbotryaceae.
AUGCGCAAAUGCGCGGGGCUCGAACUGGCUCGAAUCGCGCUCAAACCCCUCAAGCCCCACGUUUCGAUCCGCGACUAGCUCAGCCCCCAGACGGCCGUGUGCACCCACUGCAAGGCUCCGCACUGGGAGUGCGAAAGGUCGAAGUAGGUCGAAGUCGACCGGACACUUCAGCACGUGCUGCUCGCAGGGCAAGGUGCGGCUACCUCCCCCCCCCCCAGCCCAACCCCGAGUAUCGAAAUCUACUUGAAGGCUCGAACAGCGGUCAGUUGCUCCGUCCAACAACAUUCGUCUGCAGUAGACCCACAUGCUGAACUGUGCGACAAUUUUUCCACGACAAUUUUCCCACGCACACAGAAGCUAAAGCGUUCCGCGUGAACGCCCGGUCGUACAACAACGCGUUGUCGUUUACUUCGCUCGCUGCCCACUGGGACCAAACUCAAGUGGGCACGCUAGGACCCCCCGUGUUUCGCGUGUUUGGUCGCCUCUAUCAUCGACUCGGCGCCCUGCUCCCUGCCGUCGAUCAACGCCCAGCCUUUGCUCAAACAUGA